UUAGAAUACAAACUUAGUUAACGUUAAGAAAUCCUGAGUAAAAUAAAUAGAAAAAAUGUAUUUGAAGUUCAAUUUAAGUUUUAUGACUACGGUGGUUCUUGUGAUUGGAAUAUGUGCGGUGACAAGCCUCGGAGCACGCUGCAAGCCCAGGAGAUAUACUCACAAGGCAAUGCAGACGGACCAGAAUGGACGCCGGUGCUGGGGUGAUGUGCAAAUAAGAUCCUGUUGGGGAUAUUGUUUGUCAUACGAAAUUUCAGAUUGGCAGUUUCCCUAUAAAGAAUCUCAUCAUCCAGUAUGCGUACACGGGGAACGCAAGCACGCCUCAACAAAACUUAGACAUUGCGACCCAGGAGUAGUGCCAGGCACCGAAGACUACCAUUAUGUUGAAGCCGCCAACUGCAAGUGCCAGGCUUGUUCGUCGGAAGAUACGAGCUGCGAGUGGCUGCCUCCGGAUUCGUCACUUCUUGGUGGUUUAAUAUUGAAAGAGGAAAUAGAAGAAGAAUUUUCUGAAUGAAUGACAUGGUUAAAAUCUGAUGACAACUACAACAAAACAAGAAUGGAAAUCUAAUGGAAAUAUCCAAUGUAGUUCGUAUGUCUAUCUACCUCACAUGUUGCAAAUUUUACUUACUGUUUAGUAAUCUAAUCGUCAUUUGGUACAAAAAAUAAAAUGUAUGAAACGGAAAAG
This is a messenger RNA of Chilo suppressalis (striped riceborer), 685 nucleotides long. NCBI's taxonomy places the organism in Eukaryota, Metazoa, Arthropoda, Insecta, Lepidoptera, Crambidae. The record is from the annotation of a GenBank genome assembly.